Molecule: messenger RNA, 1573 nt
Organism: Miniopterus natalensis
Lineage: Eukaryota; Metazoa; Chordata; Mammalia; Chiroptera; Miniopteridae
Gene: NHLRC3
Product: NHL repeat containing 3
Biological process (GO): proteasome-mediated ubiquitin-dependent protein catabolic process; protein polyubiquitination
Molecular function (GO): protein binding; ubiquitin protein ligase activity
Source: RefSeq, a predicted model, not a curated record
CGGGAGGGGAGGGGUAGAGUUGGUCACUGGGUCAGCCCGAGGGCACGUGACAAGGUGGGGGACGCUGGAACGGUCUGGGAACCCCCCACCCAGUACUAAUAUUCUUUCGCCCAGCUCUGCGCUCCCUUCCGUCUCUCAAACCCCACGCAGCCAAAGAAGGGCGAUUGGAGAUAGGAGCUUAAGCAGUCGCUGUGUGCUGCCAGGAACCCUGUGGAUCUGAGGCUGUUUGGCAGCCUCCUAGCGCCUGCAGAAGCUCCUGGUCGCGUUUCCGGUUUCUUCAUGGCGAGAAUCUGGCUCUGUGCGGGUGGCGCUGGCUUCUUCCUUGCACUUCUGGUUUUACAUUCGCAUUUUUCUGGCUCUCCGGUUUUAAGGGAGUUUGUUUUCCAAAUUUCCUGGAGAACUGAGGAAAUUCUUUAUAGGCUCGAUGUGAAUUGGCCUAAGCAUUCAGAGUACUUUACUGGAGCAACAUUUUGUACUGCAGUUGACACCCUGAAUGGACUGGUUUACAUAGCCCAAAGAGGGGAUAAUAUCCCAAAGGUAUUAGUGUUCACAGAGGACGGUUAUUUUCUACGAGCUUGGAAUUCCACAGUUGACACACCUCAUGGUAUGUUUGCAACCAGUUCACUGGAUGAACAAGCAAUCUGGAUCACGGAUGUAGGAAGUGGAUCCUUUGGUCAUACUAUUAAAAAAUAUAAUUCCUUUGGUGAUCUUAUUCAAGUCUUGGGUACCCCAGGCAAAAAAGGCACUGGUUUGAACCCCCUGCAGUUUGACAACCCUGCAGAAUUAUAUAUAGAGAGCACAGGAGAUAUUUACAUUGUGGAUGGAGAUGGAGGACUGAAUAACAGAUUGAUCAAGUUGUCCCAAGAUUUCAUGAUGCUUUGGUUGCAUGGAGAAAAUGGGACAGGGCCUGCUAAGUUCAACAUACCUCACAGUGUUACAGUUGAUUCAUCUGGUCGAGUGUGGGUUGCUGACCGAGGAAAUAAAAGAAUUCAAGUAUUUGAUAAAGACACUGGGGUGUGGUUAGGAGCAUGGAAUAAUUGUUUCACAGAAGAGGGACCUUCUUCAGUCAGAUUUACUCCUGACGGGAAGUACUUGGUUGUAGCCCAACUGAAUCUUAGCAGGCUCUUAUUUGUGGCAGCACCCCCAGUGGGAAGCAUUGGCUACUGUUCUGUGAUAAGCUCAAUCCAACUAGCAGAUCAAGUUUUACCUCAUCUCUUAGACGUCAGUGGAAAAACUGGAGCAAUCUAUGUAGCAGAAAUUGGAGCAAAACAAGUACAAAAAUAUGUCCCUUUGAAAAGCUAUUUCCCUUCAUUCCACUUAUAAUGUUUAUUUCCCUAGAGAUCAUUCAAAUGAAGGUUCAGAUUCUCAAAUUCAUUGUUAAAUGCUUAAAAAUAAUGUUCAAGAGCAAGAAUUCAUUUUUUAUUUUUAUUUGUAUCUAAUCUAGUAUCAGAAAAUUUGUUUCUAUAAAGUCAUUAAGAAUUAUAUGUUGCCCGGCCUGACGUGGCUCAGCAGUUGAGCGUCAACCUGGGAUCCAGGCGAUCGGGGUUUGAUUCCCUGUCAGGGCACAUGCCCG